GUGCAUAGGGCUGCGACGCUGCAGGCGGCGGCCAUGGCGGAGCUGGACCCGACCGUCCAGCAGGCCGCCGUGUGCGCGGACGAGCGCGAGGACGGAUCGCUCCGCGCGGAGCUCACAGGGCCGCCGGUGCUGGAGACCCCCGUGCUCGCUGAGCUGGCUCGGCUGCCUAGGCACAGAGACGCGAUGGGGCGCGGCCUGAGCCUGCUGCUGAGCGCCGGCGGCAGCCUUGCAGCCGCCGCCCGUCUGGGCGCGCACGGCGCCGGUGCCAGCCGUCGGCGCCUGGCCCGCACCGUCGGAUGCCUGAGGCUCGCGCGGCCUGCGAAGCCGUGCCGUGCAGCUGGCCCGUCGCCCGCAGGCGCGGACACAGCCUACCUGCUGGCGCCUGCCUCGCGCUCGCG
Prorocentrum cordatum is the source of this 398-nucleotide messenger RNA. Lineage: Eukaryota; Dinophyceae; Prorocentrales; Prorocentraceae. The record is from the annotation of a GenBank genome assembly.